Dromaius novaehollandiae (emu) is the source of this 650-nucleotide messenger RNA. RefSeq names its product maestro heat-like repeat-containing protein family member 2B. The transcript is spliced from 7 exons. Gene Ontology annotation, cellular component: cytoplasm. The coding region runs from base 15 to 650 and encodes 211 amino acids. The record is from RefSeq and is a predicted model, not a curated record. NCBI's taxonomy places the organism in Eukaryota, Metazoa, Chordata, Aves, Casuariiformes, Dromaiidae.
CGAUAAGAAAGAACAUGUUCCUGGUUGUCAAGGCAGUGGAAACUGUCUUUGGAGACCACCGGAGUAAGGUGAAGGUGGCUGUUCUUGGUUUCAUCAAGGAACUGUUCAGCUCUGGUGUCGAGAACUGUUCGGCCUGGGGUCUGGUGGCCUAUGUUUUCAGGGAGUUCAGUCGGGCCACCAGCAGACUGGAGACAGGAAACCUCUCUGAGAGGGAAGCAGUGGCAGAGACCGCGCUUCAAACUCUCUGCUUACAUGUCCUCGACACCCUGGACGUCUCAGCAAGCGGCAUGACAAGACUCCUAUGGCCAAGGCUCCUCCAGUUCGUAGUGCCAGCUCAGUACACUGGCACUCUGGUCCCACUCUCCCGCUGCCUCAGGGAGCUCGUGGAGAGACAGGAGAGAGCAGAAGAGAAGGAGGAACCCAAUUACCUGUGCUACCAAGAACGCGCCAAACUGCCAACUCCCCAGGCUCUGCUGGUACGUCUCCUGGUGCUUGCUUGCUCUCCUUAUGAAGGAGGUGGCCAUGGAGCUGUUGCCCUGCAGCUGCUGAAGACCCUUCACAGGGCAAUUCACAGAGCGGUGGGGAUUCCCUGGAUGGCCCAGAUCCCUUCCUUGCUGCAGUACCUUGAAGUUCCAGGGAGCUGGAACUGA